Molecule: messenger RNA, 3471 nt
Organism: Cladophialophora bantiana CBS 173.52
Lineage: Eukaryota; Fungi; Ascomycota; Eurotiomycetes; Chaetothyriales; Herpotrichiellaceae
Exons: 5
Coding region: 1-3471 (1156 amino acids)
Source: RefSeq, a predicted model, not a curated record
AUGUCAUUGAAUGGACUUGAUGGAGCUGCAGUCGCCGAAGCACACCAAGCUGCUCAGGCGGACGCAGGAGGAUGGUUCUUACUGAGAUACACCAACCGCGACACGGUUGAAUUGCUGAGCAAGGGGACAGGAGGUGUACCGGCGGUGCGUGGAGUCAUUGAGAAAUAUGCAGAGAAAUCGCCUCUGUACGGGUUGGUGCAGUACCGGCGCAAGAAAGUCGUCCUCAAAUAUGUGCCCGAGGGAACAUCUCGAUUGCUGCAAGUGCGGCUUACCGUGCAAUUUCAAUCGGUCCUGGAAACCUUCACGCCACAUGACACCGUCUUCUCCUUUGCUGCCGCCUCCGAGUUGACAGAGUCCGCGCUCGGCCUGUGUACCAUGCUGCUACCCUCUGCAUCGUCGCUUACCUCAUCCAGCUCUUCUCUGCGACGGCGGAGACUCAACGAGAUUACUGAAGAUGCCGAAGACGCCGUGUUGCCAACAGAGGAGGACAAGGAGAAGGAAAAGGAGAAUAAAGGCCUUGCUCUUUUGGCAAAGAGGAAGGAGGAAGCCGCCGCCGUCAAUGACGACGCCGGUGCCCUGUCUUUACCGGACAAGACCAUCCACCCUCCUCGCAAAGAGAGCCUUCUCUCAUCCCCCAAACCACCGGCCUCGCCGUUACCAUCACCACUAUCGCCGUCCAUCGUAGACAAAGAGCUCCCAGCAACCCCCGAACCGACGCCACCCUCUACGAGCGAAGGCGAAGGGCCAAGAGCUCCAGAUUUCGAAGCCACCAGCAACAUCCUUCUCGAGACCACUACGGCAACAGCAGACGCCUCCAAUCCAGCUACUCCUCGCCCUCACGCUCGUCAUCUCUCAGCAGCCGAGUCGGACAGUAUCAGCCAGUGGAGCAGUAACGUCGCUUCGUAUACGACGGUCAAACCAAAGAAAAAGAAGCUGGGACCGCGCCCUCAUGUUGAGCCAAGUCAUCGUCCUAAGACAUCCGGAACGACAGACAGCGGUACAGGUAUACGGCCAGUGGCAAACCUUCCAACCUCUAUUCGGGUGAACAACAAGUCUCUAGUCAGCCUUGGGCUUCGGCCUGGCUCCCAACAGUCAAGUCGGAGCGUCCCUGCUGGCCGUUUUGUACCGUCGACUCAGUCCGUCAAUGGUGCGCCGCCCCUGCCGUCGCCAUCUUACCUGCACGCUCCCUAUAAUGCGGGAGAUAGCCGCUCUGCAAUCCUCCGACCAGCUUCUGUGACUGGCGAUGUCUCUGCGACGACUCCGGAAAAGCUAAGAUUAAUGAAGGCCUUGCAGCUACGGAAAAGGAAUAUGCUUCUCGCUCAAAGGGCAGCCACGGCUGUAUCAUCAACCCCUUCAAAUACAUAUAUGCACAAUGUCUCGGACUCGAGUGUGAACCCGAACGGCUCGAGUACUCGUCUAUCAUCUAUCCCGAGUCAGGAGCAGCUCUCAAACGUCGAAGAGGAGUCAAAGUUAACUCAGUCAUCUUAUACAACUUCGCCAACCAUCAUGACAAACAUGUCAGAAGAGCCUUCAACAAAAGCCUCUUCCAUCAGCGAACACGAUGAUUGUUCCCGCACCCGUCGCUCUUUGUCCUCAGCCACAAGCUCGUCGCUUACGCCGAAAGCCCUUUCCCAGGAAGACAAAGCCGCGGCCAAGUCUGACGCGGCUCCAAUUGGAGUAGGACCAUCGACCAGUUCGGGCCGGACUACUCCAGAUGAGGAGGACAAACGGGAGUCCGGGGCCGACGUCAAGGCAGCACUUGCCUACCUGGAAGCUGCACCAGUCAUCACAGGGGAGAGCCUGGUCUUGGAGAGCAAACCUCAACCAACCUCGGGGACUGAGCAACGGCCUUCUAUUUCAGCCCUGACACAGGAUGCCGUGCCACUUCAGAAAUCGGGACAUUUGGGACCCCCACAGCCCCUCAAGCUUCUAUCAGGCGGCAAUGCGUCAGCCUCAGAUCUCUCAGAAGAUGAUUCUUUGAUGGACGAAAUACAGCACGCUACAGUCCACGAGGCUAAGCCAGUCUCUGUGGCACGUUCGCCCGUAACUCCAAUCAUGUCCAAGGGAAGUUCCGAUCGUUUACGCGAGAUUGUUACCAAACCGCCAGGCAGUAGCCACUCAACAAGCAGACCAAAUCUUGUAACAACGCCCGAUAGAAACAGACCCAGCAGUGGUAGCGUACGAAGCAUUUCAACAGCGCUUCCACAGUGGCCGCCAUUGCCAACAGAGUCUGCUCAGCUGCCUCUUACUAAAAAGGCUACACUCGGAACAGGCAUCUCAAAACGCAUAAAGGCCUUGGAAGUGCUAAGGACGAAAGAUGCAAGCCCUCCACGACACUCACAGCCAAUACGAGAGACACAUGCUGGGACCUCCGCCUUUUCGGCAUUCAUGAAGCGUUCAUCAUUCCUCUUGAAUCAGCAACAAGCCCCGAAUGCAUCAACGGAAAAUUCACCCCCAAAACAAAUGCCUACAACAGGACCCCAAUAUGAUCCACUUCAAUCACUCGCGGCAAAGGAACCGCGACGUCCCUCGUCGGAUGUGCACAGACUGCAGAAAGGCGAGACCAUCUCUGUUACAGCAAGGAUUGUGCGUGAUCCCAGCAGCAAACAUCCUCCCCUGGCCCCCAGUUCUAGCUAUCAUACUCCUCUCAAUCUCUACCGGAGUCCCUUGAUCGUUGAGCAUGAGAGGUCCGACCAGUCGACCUCUGACCACGCGCUGGCUUCGAAUCAACCGAGGGUUAAAAGCCCUACAAAAUCGGAAAGGGGCCGAUUUUCCUUCUCCUCACAUCGAUCUGGCUCCCAUACAAACCUCCCUCGAUCGGAGUCAAACCAUAGCAAAGUUUCCAAAUCAGGCCAUCACAAACGACAUGGCCCGCGAUCAGCCAGUGACGCCGCAUCCAUUUCCGAGGACAAACCGAAAUCUUCGAUGACAAGUAGACUAAUGAAGCGAAUGUCGAAUCUAGCGAACGCGCGGAACAAAAAUCAACCGACGACGAAAGACGAGGCUCAUCAGUCCCCGGCGAACAUGACGCAAGAACAACCCGACCUAACCAGGGAGAAUUCGGUAGCAGAGUCAUUAAUGCAUGUUGUCGACAUUGGGGAUGUCAACGUACAAUUCCCCGAGUCAUUUCUGUGGAAACGGCGCUUCAUGAGAAUCGAUGAUCAAGGGUUUCUGAUUUUUUCCCCGCCAAUGACUGACGCGAAUAUGAAGAGCGUCAGUCGCAAGUACCACCUCAGUGACUUCAAGCGGCCUUGUCUACCAGAUCUUGAACGCGAAGAGAUGGCGUGGAGUAUUCUUCUUGAUCUGAAGGAUGGGACGUGUGUGCAGUGUGCAUGCGAGAGUAAACAGGCUCAGCAACAAGUACUACAGACGCAUAUCAUCAGCUAUAUGGAGCUGGAUGAGGAGAAACAGAAGGACCCAGUCCAAGAGGGCGACCAGCAGUCACGACCACCGAUCAAUUGUUUUGCAUAG